AAGCUAUUGGCGACACUGCUACAGCGUUGUGCAGAAGGAGAGAUUUACGCGGCAAACUGUUUCCGUAUCAUAAGAUUUUUUUUAAUAAUAGAAUGACGUUUCCACAAGCUCAUCAAGUUGAAUUGAUAGCACUGGCCGAACUAGCAGGGAUUUCAGCAGUUCCAGGAGUUUAUCGAAUCAUAUUGGAAUUAUUGACUCUUCAAAUAUCUCCAGAGGAUAUAUACGUCCUUUUAAAGCAAAUAUGUCCUCGACCAACAGAAAACCGAGCUGUUGAUAAUAUUGAAGGGGUACCUAAUGUAACUACAAAUUAAUACACAUAACAUAA
Molecule: messenger RNA, 325 nt
Organism: Bombus pyrosoma
Lineage: Eukaryota; Metazoa; Arthropoda; Insecta; Hymenoptera; Apidae
Product: mitotic-spindle organizing protein 2-like
Exons: 2
Coding region: 93-311 (72 amino acids)
Source: RefSeq, a predicted model, not a curated record